Tinamus guttatus (white-throated tinamou) is the source of this 380-nucleotide messenger RNA. The record is from RefSeq and is a predicted model, not a curated record. Lineage: Eukaryota; Metazoa; Chordata; Aves; Tinamiformes; Tinamidae.
UGCCGCCCCGCAGGCUUCAACGUGGAGACGGUGGAGUACAAGAACAUCUGCUUCACCGUGUGGGACGUGGGCGGCCAGGACAAGAUCCGGCCCCUGUGGAGACACUACUUCCAGAACACGCAGCUGCAGGAGGACGAGCUGCGGGACGCCGUGCUGCUCGUGUUCGCCAACAAGCAGGACAUGCCCAACGCCAUGGCCGUGAGCGAGCUCACCGACAAGCUGGGGCUGCAGACGCUGCGCAGCAGGACCUGGUACGUGCAGGCCACCUGCGCCACCCAGGGCACGGGCCUCUACGACGGGCUGGACUGGCUAUCGCACGAGCUCUCCAAGCGCUAGACGCGGCCGGUGACGCAGGCACCGGACGAGCCGGGGACGUCUCU